AUGACGGUUGCUGUUGUGACGGGUGCGAGUCGCGGCAUUGGGAAAGCUAUCGCUCUCCGACUCGCACGAGAUGGCAUGGACGUCGCUGUCAAUGACAUUGAGAGUCAGCGGGCUCGUCUGGAGGAAGUGAAGACGGAGAUAGAACAAAUGGGCCGAAGGGCAGAAGCUGUCGUUGCCGAUGUGACCUCUGAAUCCGAAGUUGAACGCCUGAUUCAGACCGUCGUGCACUGUUUCGGUGAACUCAAUGUCUUCAUCGCAAAUGCAGGUAUUAUAUCGAUGAAUGGAAUCUUGACAGAGACAGUCCAGAACUGGGAACGGGUUUUAGAGGCUCUAGAUGCUUUGGCCUACAGUGUGAGCAAGUGGGGUAUUCGGGGCCUCACACAGUGCUGUGCGCAGGAUUUGGCGCAGUACAAUAUAAAUGUCAAUGCUUAUUGCCCCGGACCAGUUCAAACAGAUAUGUACGAGAAGAUUGACCAGAUACGUGGCGUGUCUCAAGGGGCUGUCAAAUGGGAGAGUUUCAACCAAGCUGUUCGAACAAAGGCUGCGCUCAAAAGAGGCUCUACUCCUGAAGAUAUUGCCGACGCUGUCAGUUUUCUGGCCGGAGCGCAGUCGAACAUGAUCACUGGUCAAAGCAUCAUUAUCGAUGGCGGAAUGUACUUUUCAUAG
This is a messenger RNA of Fonsecaea multimorphosa CBS 102226, 666 nucleotides long. RefSeq lists its product as uncharacterized. NCBI's taxonomy places the organism in Eukaryota, Fungi, Ascomycota, Eurotiomycetes, Chaetothyriales, Herpotrichiellaceae. The coding region runs from base 1 to 666 and encodes 221 amino acids. The record is from RefSeq and is a predicted model, not a curated record. The transcript is spliced from 10 exons.